GGCGGUGCCCGCGCGUCGUCAGUUGGGUCAGUGCCGCCGCCUCGCACGGAGCUGGGCGCUCCUUCUCCCUCACACGGAAGCCGCUCGCUCCGCAGCUCCCGCGCCAAAGCGAAUACUGUAGUAUGGUGGAUUACCACGCUGCCGGGCAACCCUCUUAUCAGUACGGCGGCAACGGACCGGGCAUCGGCGACUACAUGGCUCAAGAGGACGACUGGGACCGGGACCUCCUGCUCGACCCAGCCUGGGAGAAGCAGCAGCGAAAGACUUUCACAGCAUGGUGCAAUUCUCACCUGCGGAAAGCCGGCACGCAGAUUGAGAACAUCGACGAAGAUUUCCGUGAUGGCCUGAAGCUCAUGUUGCUACUGGAGGUCAUUUCAGGGGAGCGGUUACCGAAACCGGAGAGAGGAAAGAUGAGGGUACAUAAGAUCAACAACGUGAACAAAGCCCUCGAUUUCAUCGCAAGCAAAGGAGUCAAGCUGGUUUCCAUAGGAGCUGAAGAAAUCGUCGACGGCAACGCAAAGAUGACCCUUGGCAUGAUCUGGACCAUCAUCCUCAGAUUCGCCAUUCAGGACAUCUCCGUAGAAGAGACUUCGGCCAAGGAAGGCCUCUUGCUUUGGUGCCAGAGGAAGACUGCGCCCUACAAGAACGUCAAUGUACAGAACUUCCACAUAAGCUGGAAGGACGGCCUUGCUUUUAAUGCCUUGAUCCACAGACACAGACCAGAACUCAUUGAGUAUGACAAGCUCAGAAAGGAUGAUCCAGUCACGAAUCUGAACAACGCUUUUGAGGUCGCUGAGAAAUACCUCGACAUUCCCAAGAUGUUGGAUGCAGAAGAUAUUGUAGGCACGCUCAGGCCCGAUGAGAAGGCUAUCAUGACCUACGUCUCCUGCUUCUAUCACGCUUUCUCUGGGGCUCAGAAGGCUGAGACGGCGGCAAACCGGAUUUGCAAAGUGUUGGCUGUGAACCAGGAGAACGAGCACCUGAUGGAAGACUACGAGAAGCUGGCUUCCGACCUGCUGGAGUGGAUUCAGCGCACCAUCCCCUGGCUGGAGAACCGCGUCCCGCAAAAGACUAUCCAGGAGAUGCAGCAGAAGCUGGAGGAUUUCCGCGACUACCGGCGGGUUCACAAGCCCCCCAAGGUGCAGGAGAAGUGCCAGCUGGAGAUCAACUUCAACACCUUGCAGACCAAGCUGCGGCUAAGCAACCGGCCGGCCUUCAUGCCCUCCGAGGGGAAGAUGGUCUCGGACAUCAAUAAUGGCUGGCAGCACUUGGAGCAGGCCGAGAAAGGCUACGAAGAGUGGCUGCUGAAUGAGAUCCGAAGGAUGGAGAGGCUGGACCACUUGGCCGAGAAGUUCAGGCAGAAGGCAUCGAUCCAUGAAAGCUGGACUGAAGGCAAAGAGACCAUGCUGCGGCAGAAGGACUACGAGACGGCCACCCUGUCGGAUAUCAAGGCCCUGAUCCGGAAGCACGAGGCUUUUGAGAGCGACCUGGCGGCUCACCAGGAUCGUGUGGAGCAGAUAGCGGCCAUCGCGCAGGAGCUCAAUGAGUUGGACUACUACGACUCGCCCAGUGUAAACACCCGGUGCCAGAAGAUCUGUGACCAGUGGGACUCGCUCGGAUCCUUGACCCACACACGGAGGGAAGCAUUGGAGAAAACAGAGAAGCAGCUGGAGACUAUUGACCAGCUCCACUUGGAGUAUGCCAAGCGGGCAGCGCCCUUCAACAACUGGAUGGAGAGCGCCAUGGAGGACCUGCAGGACAUGUUCAUCGUCCACACCAUCGAGGAGAUCGAGGGCUUGAUUGCAGCCCAUGACCAGUUCAAGUCCACCCUUCCCGACGCAGACAAGGAGCGUGAGGCCAUCCUGGGUAUCCAGAGCGAAGCGCAGAAGAUUGCAGACUACAAUAACAUAAAACUCUCCGGGAACAACCCGUACACUACGGUCACUCCGCAGAUCAUCAACUCCAAGUGGGAAAGGGUCCAGCAGCUGGUGCCAAAGAGGGACCACGCCCUGCAAGACGAACAGAGCAAGCAGCAGUCCAAUGAACAUCUGCGCCGGCAGUUUGCUAGCCAGGCCAACAUUGUUGGGCCUUGGAUCCAGACCAAAAUGGAGGAGAUCGGCCGCAUCUCCAUCGAGAUGAACGGGACCCUAGAAGACCAGCUGGACCACCUGAAGCUGUAUGAGCAGAGCAUCGUGGAUUACAAGCCCAACAUUGACCUCUUGGAGCAGCAGCACCAGCUUAUCCAAGAGGCGCUCAUCUUCGACAACAAGCACACCAACUUCACCAUGGAGCAUAUCCGUGUCGGGUGGGAGCAACUCCUCACCACCACAGCCCGGACCAGCAACGAAGUGGAGAACCAAAUCUUGACCCGGGACGCCAAGGGGAUCAGCCAGGAGCAGAUGCAGGAGUUCCGGGCCUCCUUCAACCACUUCGAUAAGGACCACGGCGGCUCCCUGGGACCCGAAGAGUUCAAAGCCUGCCUCAUCAGCUUGGGAUACGAUGUGGAGAAUGACAGACAGGGAGAUGCAGAAUUCAACCGGAUCAUGAGUGUCGUGGACCCCAACAACAGCGGAGUGGUGACUUUCCAAGCCUUCAUCGAUUUCAUGUCCCGGGAGACCACAGACACAGAUACAGCCGACCAGGUCAUUGCCUCCUUCAAGGUCCUGGCUGGGGACAAGAACUACAUCACGGCAGAGGAGCUGCGGCGAGAGCUUCCCCCAGACCAGGCCGAGUACUGCAUCGCCCGCAUGGCACCUUACCAGGGCCCCGACGCCAUCCCUGGCGCCCUCGACUACAAGUCCUUCUCCACGGCGCUUUACGGCGAGAGCGACCUGUGAGGGUAGAGCUGGAGGCAGCGGCGGCAACAGCAAGCGCUGGCGCUUUUUGGGGAGGGGGGGGUGACGCUCUGAUUUCCCCCCAUUCACACACACACACACACACACACACACACACAGAGCAAUGGGAACCUUGUCUUUCCUUCUCUCUCUCUCUCUCUUUCUCUCUUUCUCUCCGAGGACAGAAAGCUGCCUCCACGCUGGGCGACCCUGGGAGCUGACCUGUGCCACCCUCUCCCCUCCCCCCAUCCCCCCAUCCCCAUUGCGCACUCAACGGACACUAUGCAACAGUUCCAAGUCUUUCCUUUCCCCCAAAACUCUGAGCAGCGGAGGAGCUCAGUGUGGCUCCUUGCUUCCCUGGGGAGGGAGGAAAAGCUCAGCCCUGAGGCCUUUCCAGGAAAGGGGAAAGAGUCCAAAAAGCAUCCACCGCAGUUCAGAUGGCUAUUUUUGUUAGAUAGAGAUGCCAUUCCAGUUUCCCUCCCUCUACUGAUCUUAAUUGGGCCUGGGGUGGGCUGGAGAGUUCUACUGUUGACUGGCAUAAUUGGGGCCCUCCCUCCUCCCUCCAUCUCUUCCCGGGCACUGUCUUUUAAUUUAUGUGUCUGGCGUGCCCCCAAGCCGCCCUUGGUCCACGGCGCAUUGAAACCCAGCGCCUUCGGCUGCCAAGACGCGCUUCCUUGCUUUCCUCUCUCUCUCUGACACAGAACCUAGAUACCUCAUUCCGGACCUUUCCACUCGCUGUGCUAGGCAGUUUUUGUUCCUAGCCUGUGCCUCUCGCCCCCCAACCCCAGUUUCGCACCUCCGACUGGCUCUUCCCUCCCCCCCUCCCCCGUUAGGGGUGAGAGGAGGAGGAUGGGGGGACCCUCUUCAGGAGUCUAGGACCAAACUCGUGGUUUCUGCCCAGGCUGUUAGCUUUGACUGGGAAGGAGGGCUGGGUCUGUACAGCCAUUCCUAGGCAGCUCCUUUAAGCGGUGCCCUCUUUCACGGCCACCCAAGCUCUCAAAGAAAUUGGUCACCUUCCCAUUCAGGGCUAGGUUUGUUGGAGGGCUUUUCCCCUUCCGCAAACUGAGCACGCGAGUGUUAAAGAGGCAGUGCCUCUCUCCUCAAAUCCGUUGCAGCGUCUUCCCCGACGCUCGCAGGAGAAGCAAAACCUUUGUGGAACGGAUCCCCACCCCCACCCCCAGCCCUUUCUCCUCUUUUCUCCCACGCUAGUCCCAUCUCCAGUUUUAUAAAUCCACCCGUCCUUCUCUCCCCCAUGCUAUCAGGUCGUGGCACCCCCCCCCCCCCCCGCCAGCCGCUUUUGUAACAGAGUUUGGAAAUAACACAAUCUCAGCAAUACCGACGCCCAUCUUUGAGGCCGAAAUGCAAAAACGGUUUGUUUGCUCGCGCGAAGUGCGCCCAGAGGCGACCCAAGGAGGGGCUUUGACUUUCUCCGGGAGGGGAGAGAGGUGCUAGGAGCCGAGCAUCAGUCUUAAAAGCAGUUUCCCCCUUCUUGACACCCCUUGUUUUCACACCUGAGGGUGGUUUUUGGGGUGAGAAAAGUGAAAAUGUGGGUAGAUGACACCAAAGCUGGGGGGGGCGGGGGGAAUUGCAAAUAACUACAGGUCCUUUUGGAGGGAACUUUUGAGGGGUGUCUGAGAAGGGGGGGGCCAAGACCAUUCUUCCCAGCACUCUCUAGCCUGGGGGUGAUCCUUGCAAGGUAGCGAAACAGACUCCGCUGCAGGGAAAACAGCUCUCUGGGCCCCUCGCAAACUCUUUGGCUGCUCCCUCUCCUCCCCCCACAGGGCAGGAGCAACUCACUCACUCAGUCUUCCUCUCUCACUCUCUCUCUCGCCUCGCUCUAAACAACCCAUAUUAAAAAUAAAAAAAUCCAUUGCUUCACGCUUAUAUAUAUAUAUAUAUAUAUUAUAUAUAUAUCUAUUUUUUUGUAAUUUCUUCAUCAUGGUGCAGGGUUUUCUGAGGACCAAAUCUAAAACGAAAGAGAACCAUGCAGAGAUCUUUUUUUAAAAAAAGAAAGAGAGAAAUUAAAAACACAGCAAACUGUUGCAAUUUAAUAACGUCCAGAUUUAUUAUUAUUAAAUAUAUAUAUACAUCUAGCAUCGUAUAUUGCAGAAGGGUGUGUUUGGGUUUGUUUGUUUGUUUGUUUGUUUGUCUUUGUCUUUUUCCUUCAUCAUGUAAUUAAAAGUUAUGGCUGACCGUAGCACUGGGGGUGGGGGUGGGGAACCAGUAACAUUCCUACACCUUUUUAUUUUUUGGUCACCCAUCUUUUUCAUUUUGGUUCUCUUCUUCCUUUCUUUUUGUCGUCGGAGAAGGUCUAGCUUAUUUUAUUGUGUUUGCUCCUGAAUGCUUGCCCUCUGGCAGGGGGCGGGCAGUUCAGCCAAUAGGGAGUAGCUGGCUUCUGUCUGCCUCUGUUCUACAAACUUCCAAGCUUUCCGGGGAAAACCAGCCCUCCUCCCACUUGGGAACAAGACAAUAAAAUGUAAUAUUUUUAAGGAUGA
Molecule: messenger RNA, 5329 nt
Organism: Zootoca vivipara (common lizard)
Lineage: Eukaryota; Metazoa; Chordata; Lepidosauria; Squamata; Lacertidae
Gene: ACTN4
Product: actinin alpha 4
Molecular function (GO): calcium ion binding; protein binding
Source: RefSeq, a predicted model, not a curated record